Molecule: messenger RNA, 1419 nt
Organism: Chaetomium globosum CBS 148.51
Lineage: Eukaryota; Fungi; Ascomycota; Sordariomycetes; Sordariales; Chaetomiaceae
Exons: 2
Coding region: 1-1419 (472 amino acids)
Biological process (GO): aromatic amino acid biosynthetic process
Molecular function (GO): 3-deoxy-7-phosphoheptulonate synthase activity
Source: RefSeq, a predicted model, not a curated record
AUGGCUCAGACGACAACCUCUAUCAAUGGGCAUGCGCCCGAGUGGACGCCCGACUCGUGGCGGUCCAAGCCGAUGAAGCAAUGUCCCGAAUACGCCGACAAAACCGCCCUCAACAAGUCAGUCGCAUCACUCAACCGCCUGCCCCCCAUCGUCCACCCUCGCGAGAUCGUCCAGCUCAAGCAACACCUGCGCGAUGUUGCCCAAGGCAAGGCCUUCCUGUUGCAGGGCGGUGACUGUGCCGAACUGUUCGACUACUGUGAGCAGAAUGCGAUCGAGUCCAAGAUCAAGCUGCUCCUGCAGAUGAGCCUGGUGCUCCUCUGGGGUGCCAACAAGCGUGUCGUGCGCAUCGGUCGCAUGGCAGGCCAGUAUGCGAAGCCGCGCUCCAGCCCCAUGGAGACGGUCAAUGGCCGUCAGGUGCCUUCUUUCCGGGGUGAUAUCCUCAAUGGCUUCCAUGUCGACGAGAGGGAGCUCGAUCCCGACAGGCUGGUUCAGGCCUACCACCAUUCUUCGGCCACGCUCAACUACAUCAGGGCUGCCAUCUCAUCUGGCAUUGCUGAUCUGAGCAAGCCCCUCGACUGGGGUCUCAACCACGUACGCGACCCGGAGCUCAAGGCCAAGUACGAGAAGGCGGUCGAGUUCCUCCAGGACAUGCGCAGCUUUAUGCACACUAUCGGCGCCGAGAACGAGAAGUUCCACACGGUCGACCUGUUCACCAGCCACGAGGGCCUGCUCCUCGAGUACGAGCAGCCGCUGACCCGGCUGCUGGACGACCCCACCUCUUCCCCCACAGAGCCCAAGAAGGCGUACUACGACACCUCGGCGCACUUCCUCUGGAUCGGCGACCGCACGCGGCAGCUCGACCACGCGCACGUCGAGUUCUUCCGGGGCAUCGCCAACCCGCUGGGCGUCAAGGUCGGCCCGACGACGCCCGCAUCCGACCUGCUCGCGCUGCUGCGGGCGCUGAACCCGUCGCGGGAGCCCGGCAAGAUCACGCUCAUCACGCGGUACGGGGCGGACAAGGUGUCUUCGCUGCUGCCGGCGCACAUCCGGGCGGUGGAGGACAGCGAAUACCGGCGCACGGUGGUGUGGCAGUGCGACCCGAUGCACGGCAACACGCAGUCGGUCAGCUGCGGCAUCAAGACGCGGCGCUUCACCGACAUCUUCAGCGAGCUGCAGCAGACGCUGCGCAUCCACAAGGAGCAGGGCAGCUACCUCGGCGGCGUCCACCUCGAGCUGACGGGCGACCCCGUCACCGAGUGCCUCGGCGGCAGCGAGGACCUCGGCGAGGACGACCUCUCCACCAACUACACCAGCUUCUGUGACCCGCGCCUGAACGAGAAGCAGGCCCUCGAGCUGGCCUUUUUGAUUGCCGACCACUACCGCACCGAGCGGAACGGGAAUGGGAAGGCAUCGCCUUGA